Molecule: messenger RNA, 381 nt
Organism: Dermacentor silvarum
Lineage: Eukaryota; Metazoa; Arthropoda; Arachnida; Ixodida; Ixodidae
Exons: 1
Coding region: 1-381 (126 amino acids)
Source: RefSeq, a predicted model, not a curated record
AUGUCGGGAGGUCAGAAGUUUACAAAAAUUGACCUGCGAGACGCCUACCAGCAGAUACCUCUGGAUGCAGAAAGCCGUGAAUAUGUGACCAUCAACACACACCAUGUGUCUCUUCCAGUAUACACGCUGAAAUUUGGCGUUUCUCCUGCACCUGCUAUCUUCCAGCGAGAGAUGGAAAAACCUGCUUCGUGGUGUGCCGGAACAGCUGUGUACUUUGAUGACAUUGUUAUUACAGGCAUCGACGACAAGGACCAUUUGGAGAAUCUGACGAUUGUCUUGCAGAAACUUCGGGAAGUGGGCCUCAGGUUGAAGCUGGAGAAGUGUGGUUCUUCGCUCCCGAAGUGGAAUACCUGGGCCACUUCAUAUGCAAGCAAGGUCUAA